UGGACCUCACGGACCAGGGAGCGCAAAUGGAGCCGCUGCUGCCCACGGAGCAGAGUUCACAGGACAGUAAAGACGUGAGAACUGAUGAGGAGGCAGUGGUGGACCGUGGGGGCACCCGGUCCAUGCUCACGACCAACUUUGAAAAGGAAGAACUAGAAGGUCACCGUACUCUGUAUAUCGGGGUCCACGUUCCUCUGGGGAGACGGUCACACAGACGUCACCGACACCACGGCCACAGACACAGGAAGAGGUCCAAGGAAAGAGACUCCACAGCCGAAGAUGGACGAGAGUCUCCGUCACACACAGACACUCCAGCUCAGAGGGUGCAGUUUUUGUUGGGGACAGAAGAUGGCGACGAGGAGCACAUCCCCCACGCUCUGUUCACAGAGCUGGAUGAAAUCUGCCUCAGGGAGGGCGAGGACGCAGAAUGGAAAGAGACAGCGAGGUGGCUAAAGUUUGAGGAGGACGUAGAAGAUGGCGGCGAGCGCUGGAGUAAACCCUACGUGGCCACUCUGUCUCUACACAGCCUGUUUGAGCUCCGCAGCUGCAUCAUGAACGGGAUCGUGAUGCUGGACAUGAGGGCUAACUCGCUCGAGGAGAUAGCAGAUAUGGUUCUAGAUCAACACGAAUCAUCUGGUGCGGUCGGAGAAGACGCCAGAAGAAGAAUCCGAGCCGCUCUUCUUAAACAACACCACCACCAAAACCACAAGAAACUGGCCAACCGCAUCCCGAUCGUGCGCUCGUUCGCAGAUAUCGGCAAGAAACAGUCUGAACCACACUCCAUGGACAAGAACGGCCAAACCGUCUCCCCCCAAAGCCAGCCCGCGACCACGGAAGGCAAGCAGGACGUGAGCAGAGAAAACAGCGCCGUCGACUUCAGCAAGAUCGACCUCCACUUCAUGAAAAAAAUCCCACCCGGAGCAGAGGCGUCGAACGUGCUGGUAGGAGAGCUGGAAUUCCUGGAUCGGCCCGUGGUAGCGUUCGUUCGCUUGUCUCCCGCUGUUCUUCUCAACGGUCUGGCCGAGGUUCCGAUCACCACGAGGUUUCUGUUCAUUCUUCUCGGGCCUCUGGGGAAAGGGCCUCAGUAUCAUGAGAUUGGAAGAUCUAUUGCUACGCUGAUGACAGAUGAGAUUUUCCAUGAUGUCGCGUAUAAAGCCAAAGACAGAAGUGACUUGAUCGCUGGGAUUGAUGAAUUCCUGGACCAAGUGACGGUGUUACCUCCUGGAGAAUGGGACCCGUCCAUCAGAAUAGAGCCUCCAAAAAACGUCCCCUCUCAGGAAAAACGCAAGAUUCCCCCCGUGCCCAAUGGCGUUACCGAUCUGGGAGAGUCCGAAGAUCACGGAGGACACGGAGGACCGGAGCUACAGCGCACUGGGAGGUUUUUCGGCGGCUUUGUUUUGGACAUCAAGCGAAAGGCGCCGUUUUACCUGUCGGACUACACGGACGCCGUUAACCUGCAGUGUCUGGCCUCCUUCCUCUUUCUGUACUGCGCCUGUAUGUCUCCUGUCAUCACGUUCGGCGGUCUGCUGGGAGAGGCGACGGAGGGACGAGUGAGCGCGAUCGAGUCCCUGUUUGGAGCGUCCAUGACUGGGAUUGCCUACUCCUUAUUCGCUGGACAACCCCUCACUAUCCUGGGGAGCACAGGGCCUGUCCUUGUGUUUGAGAAAAUCCUCUUUAAGUUCUGCAAGGAGUACGGCUUGUCCUACCUGUCCCUCAGAUCGUGCAUUGGCUUGUGGACGGCCUUCUUCUGCCUGUUGUUAGUGGCGACCGAUGCCAGUUCUCUGGUCUGUUACAUCACGCGCUUCACUGAAGAAGCCUUCGCCGCUCUGAUCUGCAUCAUCUUCAUCUACGAGGCCCUGGAGAAGCUGAUCCACCUGGGAGUGCACUACCCCAUCAACAAGAACAACAACCUGCAGACGCUCACCAUGUACUCGUGCGCCUGUGUGGAGCCCAGCCACCCGAGUAAUGAGACCGUUCUAUUGUGGGAACAGAGGAACAUCACAGCCUCGGAGGUCAACUGGACGAGUCUGGAGGUCGCGGAGUGUGAGAAGUUACACGGGGAGUUUGUGGGAGCCGCCUGUGGAGCACAUGGGCCGUACAUACCUGAUGUUCUCUUCUGGUGUGUGAUCCUCUUCUUCUCAACGGUCUCCAUGUCUGCAUUUCUCAAAGAGUUCAAAUUCAGUCGCUAUUUCCCCACCAAGGUUCGGUCCAUCAUCAGUGACUUUGCCGUCUUCAUCACGAUCCUCACUAUGGUUCUCGUGGAUUAUAGUUUAGGAAUUCCAUCGCCCAAGCUUCAAGUUCCCAGCAAGUUCAAACCCACCCGGGACGACCGUGGCUGGCUCAUAAACCCAGUGGGACCAAACCCCUGGUGGACGACCAUCAUCACCUUCAUCCCUGCUCUGCUCUGCACCAUCCUCAUCUUCAUGGACCAGCAGAUCACAGCCGUCAUCAUCAACAGGAAGGAGCACAAGCUCAAGAAAGGCUGUGGUUAUCACCUGGACCUGUUUGUGGUGGGGGUCAUGCUGGGGGUCUGCUCUGUGAUGGGGUUGCCCUGGUUCGUCGCCGCCACGGUGCUGUCCAUCUCCCACGUCAACAGUCUGAAGCUGGAGUCCGAGUGCUCCGCUCCGGGGGAACAGCCCAAGUUUCUGGGGAUCAGGGAGCAGCGGUUCACCGGCCUCAUGAUCUUUACACUGAUGGGCUGCUCCGUGUUCAUGACCUCUGUCCUCAAGUUCAUUCCCAUGCCUGUGCUGUACGGCGUGUUCUUGUACAUGGGGGCGUCUUCACUCCGGGGCAUCCAGUUCUUCGAUCGUCUGAGGUUGUUCGGGAUGCCAGCCAAGCACCAGCCGGACUUCAUCUACCUCCGCCACGUCCCGUUACGUAAAGUUCACCUGUUCACCAUCAUCCAGCUGAGCUGUUUGAUCCUGCUGUGGGUCAUCAAGACGUCCAGAGCCGCCAUCGUGUUCCCCAUGAUGGUCUUGGCUCUGGUGUUUAUAAGGAAACUGCUGGAUUUCAUCUUCUCCAAACGAGAGCUGAGCUGGUUGGACGACCUGAUGCCAGAGUGGAAGAAGAAGAAACUGGAAGAUGCUGCACAGGAGGAGGAGCACAGUAUUAUCGCGGAAGAAGGCAUUGUCCAGGUCCCACUUGAAUGUCACUUCAAGAGCGAUCCUUCCACUGUGAACAUCACCGACGAAAUGUCCAAAGGAUCUUUCGGAAACGUGUGGAAGAACGUGAACCCAGAGACCGCCAAAAAAGAGAAGGAGCCCGGGUCAAAAAGUUCCAGUAGCGGUGGGAAGCGCCACAAGCGGCGGAGACAUAACAAGAGCUUGGACAGAGAGACGAGUUUGUGAGGAAGAGGUGGAAGAGGAGGAAGAGGAGGAGGAGGGUUUGCUGGUGGUGCCACUGUGCUGUCUGCCACAUUUAAAACAAUUCCGUGCCACUCACCUUUGUACUGUGCUACACUGUGUAUCGUCAUGUCUGUCUGUGUGCUGCUUACGUGUAAAAUCUUAUUAUAUAUUACAUACAUGACCAAAAGGAGCAUUAUAACUGUUUCUUUUAACUAUAUCAAAGUUUAAUCGAACCAGC
This is a messenger RNA of Periophthalmus magnuspinnatus, 3582 nucleotides long. Its product is annotated as sodium-driven chloride bicarbonate exchanger-like. The coding region runs from base 27 to 3347 and encodes 1106 amino acids. The transcript is spliced from 26 exons. Gene Ontology annotation, biological process: bicarbonate transport; regulation of intracellular pH; transmembrane transport. Gene Ontology annotation, molecular function: sodium:bicarbonate symporter activity; monoatomic anion transmembrane transporter activity; solute:inorganic anion antiporter activity. The record is from RefSeq and is a predicted model, not a curated record. Gene Ontology annotation, cellular component: plasma membrane; basolateral plasma membrane. Lineage: Eukaryota; Metazoa; Chordata; Actinopteri; Gobiiformes; Gobiidae.